Messenger RNA from Alnus glutinosa, 4323 nucleotides. Its product is annotated as kinesin-like protein KIN-7O. The record is from RefSeq and is a predicted model, not a curated record. NCBI's taxonomy places the organism in Eukaryota, Viridiplantae, Streptophyta, Magnoliopsida, Fagales, Betulaceae. The transcript is spliced from 33 exons. Bases 20 to 3997 code for a protein of 1325 amino acids. Gene Ontology annotation, molecular function: ATP binding; microtubule motor activity; microtubule binding. Gene Ontology annotation, biological process: microtubule-based movement.
GAAACUUGAGUGAGUGAGAAUGGAGAGAAUACACGUGGCCGUACGUGCGAGGCCGCUCUCAGUAGAGGAGGCGAAGACCAGCCCCUGGCGAAUCUCGGGAAACUCCAUUCUUAUCCCCAACAACUCCUUCAAGUUCGAAUUCGAUCGGAUUUUCGGUGAAGAUUGCAAGACUAUCGAGGUCUAUCAGGCUCAAACCAAAGAAAUCGUCGCCGCAGCAGUUCGCGGCUUCAACGGCACUGUGUUUGCUUAUGGGCAAACAAACAGUGGGAAAACGCAUACAAUGCGAGGCUCGGCCACGGAGCCGGGAGUCAUUCCUCUUUCUGUGCACGAAUUGUUCGAAACCAUUCAACAGGAUGUGGAUCGAGAGUUUCUUUUACGGAUGUCGUAUAUGGAGAUCUACAACGAGGAAAUAAAUGAUUUGUUGGCUCCUGAGCACCGAAAACUGCAGAUUCAUGAAAGUCUUGAGCGGGGGAUACACGUUGCUGGUUUACGAGAAGAAAUUGUUGCAUCUCCCGAGCAAGUCCUUGAUUUCAUGGAGUUUGGAGAAUCUCAUCGGCAUAUUGGAGAGACAAAUAUGAAUCUUUACAGUAGUCGGUCACACACUAUCUUUCGCAUGAUAAUAGAGAGUCGGGACAAAAGUGAAGAUGAAGAUAUUGGCAGUUCUUGUGAUGCUGUCCGUGUAUCAGUUUUGAAUUUAGUGGACCUUGCUGGUUCAGAACGUGCUGCAAAAACUGGAGCAGAAGGUGUUCGGCUUAAAGAGGGUUCCCACAUUAAUAAAAGCCUGAUGACACUGGGAACUGUGAUUAAAAAACUGAGCGAAGGUGCUGAGAGUCAAGGGGGUCAUGUUCCAUAUCGAGAUAGCAAACUUACACGCAUUUUGCAACCUGCCUUGGGUGGAAAUUCUAAUACAGCUAUAAUAUGCAAUAUCACGCUUGCACAGGUUCAUGCAGAUGAGACUAAAAGCAGUCUCCAGUUUGCAAGCAGAGCUUUACGUGUUACAAACUGUGCUCGUGUGAAUGAGAUUUUAACAGAUGCUGCUUUGCUAAAGCGUCAAAGGAAAGAAAUUGAGGAGCUUCGAGCCAAACUGCAGGGUUCUCAUUCAGAGCAUUUAGGAGAGGAGAUCCUCAAUCUGCGGAACACACUUUUACAGACUGAAUUGGAGAGGGAGCGCAUAGCUUUGGAAUUGGUGGAGGAAAAGAAAGCGCAAGCUGAAUGGGAGAAGAGGGUGCAAGAGCAAGCCAAGAAAAUUGAAAACUUAAGCUCAAUGGUUUUGCAUUCAACAAGGGAUGAGAAUCGUGACCGUAAUAAAAAGGAGAAAAGGCGGGAUACAUGGUGCCCAGGAAAUCUUUCGCGAGAGGUUCUUAGGGAGGCAUCUUUCACUGUCCAAUCAACAGCUUCUGGUGUAAAACCUAAGAGACCUAAGCGUGAUAUGGGACCCCUUCUUCCUUUUGAAGAACUGGUGAAUGAAAUGGAAGUUGCUUUGGAUGACUCCUGCAAACAAGAUGAAGAUGGUAUAAGUAAUGCACUGGAAGACUGCUCUCUUCCUGAGCCAUGUGCUUUACUACAUGUAACAAAUAGGCGAAAAAUGCCACUCAGGAACAAAAGCUUACCCAUGGCGGACAAUGAGUUAGAGGAAAUGCAAGUGGAAUAUGAAGAUUUGUUUUUAAAAUUCGAGACUCAGAGAACCAUGGAUGAGAUACAAAUUGAUUUCUUAACCAGAAAGCUUAUUGAGGCUGAUUUUUGUUGGGUUGAAAAAUCUAAUGACUAUUCCAUGUAUCAUAUCAAUAAAGAUUCCGUUAAUGGGGACAAAAAUGUUAGUAUAAGGGAGUCAGAGGCUAUUCUUGUGAUCAAGCGGCUUCAAGAGCAGAUUAAGAUGUUGGAAACGGAGAGGUCUUCGAGCCAGCAAAAUUUGGAUAGUAUCGUUGAGAUGGCGACAAAACAGAACAUAUGCGCUAGGGAGAAGUGUGAACAGCUCUAUGACGAGCUUCUACAUGCACGUGAAGAGGCUAGGAUGGCUCGUGAGCAACUUGAUUCCGGUGAAUCUGAGAAAAUUGAUGAUGGGAAUUCCGAUUUUGCUAUUAAGCUUUCAGUGGAGGUCCAAGAAUUAAUGUCAGAAGUCCAAAACUCGAAAGAAGUUGUUCAGAGUGCCUCAUCACUUCUAGAUGAGGUUUCUAAGAGUUUUUCUGACGUUAUUGAUGUGUUCCUUGAUUUCAAGACUUUGAUCUACCAAAAUUCUCUGCAAGAAAAUUUAAUUAUCAGUAACCAUGAGAAGUUAACUUGUCACCUGAGCCAAAAAGUUUCUAACUUUGAGAAUGAGAAGGUGCUUGCGUGCAAUCAAUCGGUUGAUAUCCAGAAACAGAUAGAAAAACUACUACUAGAUGCUCAACAUUCUGAAGAGUCCUUAAAAGAACUUUUGGAACAACGGGAUUUUGAAAAGGCAGAAUUUCUUUCUCAAAUUCAAACUCUUGAAAAAGAAAUAUCAAGUUUAUCAUCUUGUUCCUUGGCCAAGGAGAAGGAAAAUUUGAGAAAAGAUCUCGAGAAAACAAAAGCAAAGCUGAAAGAAACUGAAUUCAAGCUUAGGAAUGCAAUCCAGGAGAAAACCAAACUUGAGGGUGAGAAGGCGUCUUCUGAACGAGAGAUAAAACGGUUGCUUGGUCAGAACUCUCUUCUUGAGCGUGAUAUUAACAAGCGUGAAUCACUUGUGGGUCGAAGGCGUGAUUCAGUUUUUGACAGGAACUCAAAAGUGGUUGAUCCAAAAAAGGCAAAGGGUCUGGCUGUUCCUUUUGAACACACAUUGCAGGAAGAAAACAAAAAACUGGAAGUUCUUGCAUUUGAAUAUGAGACAGAUAUGGCUUCUUUGGAAGAGGAAUUAGCUGCUGCAUACAGGGAAAAAGAAGAGGUUUUAUCUAGAAACGAGGGUAUGGCUUCAGAAAUAGAAGCCCUGUCCGAACAGUUGAACGUAUCAAACACGGAGCUAAAUGUGUUGCAAGAAGAGAUUUCAGCUCUUAGACAUUGUUUGGAAGAAUCUAAAUCCAACCAGCAAGAGAUGGAAAACUCUGUGAAAAAGUUGGUAGAAGAAAAGGAAGAGCUGGCAAUGCAACUGUCUGAUUCCCUUUUGGAAAUUGAGGAGGAAAGGGCAAUCUGGUCCGCAAAGGAGAAGGCUUCCAUUGAAGCCAUACAAGAGAAUACUAAGCUAUACGAUGUGGAGAUCAUGAUGUUAUCAAAAGGAAUGACAGAGGUGAGGAAUGAGUUGGAGUCCUGUAGAGAAGAAUGCAGGGUUCUCAAGGAAAGAUCUACUUAUUAUGAGGAGAAUGCAGAAUUGGAGAAGAAAUGCAGCAUGGAGAAGUCUUUGGAGAUUGAUCAGCUGAAAAAUGACAUAAAAGUAGCUAAUGUCGAGAGCAAACAAUCUCAAGAAAUGUUGAAGUCGAAUUUGGAGAUGCUCUCUGUAGAACAUAAUCAUGCUUGUGGGGAUGUGCAAAUGCUUAAGGAGCGUAAUUUUUUCAAUAAAGAAGGAGAAGAAUUAUUUAUUCGAACUAGAGAGUUGGAUACAAGAUCAGAACUUUCAAAUGACUUCCAGAAUCUUAAUGACCAACUUCUUUCUAUGACAAAGGAAAGGGAUAAAUUGAUGAUUCAGAUAGGAGAGCAGCAGAACCAUGUUGUUGAAGUGGAAUUCCUCAAAAAGCAUUGCAAUGAGAUGUUAACCGAGGCAAAAGUCCAAAUGGAGGAACUGAAUAGGAAAAUUUCCAGCAUGGAAGUCAAGAGGCACAAUGAUGAAGUUGACAACAAGAAGGAAAUGGCCAAACAGAGGAUGAGACUCCGAGGGACACAAGCAAAGUUAGAUGCCUUCCGUAAUAGAUACAGGGAAGCGGUGGAGGAGUCGGAUCUCAUGAACAAGAGAUAUGAGGAGGCAGCAGGAAAGCUCAAGGACCGCUUGGCUUCCAAAGGAAUUGAGGUCCUCAACCUCAAGAAGCAGCUUGCUGCUGCUACGGCCCAAUAAAUGGAAUUUCUCCAUGUAAUUAAAUUCUCCAAAUAGUUUCUCAAUGUAAAUGACAAUGCCAACUUGUACAAAACUCAAACAAACACCAAUAGCGUACUGCUCUUACUUGAAUGCAUCAGGAUCCUCUCCGGUUGAUUUUCAACUGGAGAGGAGCCGGUCCUUUAUAUACAAACAUUUUUGUAAUUUUAUGUAGUGUAAAAUUACAAAAAUGUUUGUGUAUAAAGUAUCGGCUCCUUUCCAGUUCUUCUCAACUAGAGAGGAUUUUGGUCCCACUUGAAUCCACAAGUGAAGGUAAGUAUUAUAAUAUAAAUUAAAUGAUUGAUCCA